Penicillium pulvis is the source of this 1470-nucleotide messenger RNA. Its product is annotated as Rab geranylgeranyltransferase subunit beta BET2. The record is from RefSeq and is a predicted model, not a curated record. NCBI's taxonomy places the organism in Eukaryota, Fungi, Ascomycota, Eurotiomycetes, Eurotiales, Aspergillaceae. Gene Ontology annotation, cellular component: Rab-protein geranylgeranyltransferase complex. Gene Ontology annotation, molecular function: Rab geranylgeranyltransferase activity. The transcript has 4 exons. The coding region runs from base 227 to 1231 and encodes 334 amino acids. Gene Ontology annotation, biological process: protein geranylgeranylation.
UUCUCGCUUCGCGGGAGCUCCGUCUAGUCCCGCGGCUCUGCACAGCUUUGCAUUGGCCUUUUAUGCAUGGCUUGAUGACAGCAUGAUUUGAGCUGUGACACUGACUUUACGAUCUCCGGCCUUUGCCGAACAAGCCUUCUCCCCCUUUUCAGAGCUAACCUUUCGUCCAAUCAAUCCUGGCUGCAGGGCCUUGUAACCCCACUCUACCCCUACACCUUAAACAGACAUGGCCUUGGUAUCUGGCCCAGGCAGGGCUGGAGGUGCCUCGCCAGACCAGGAUUUGCACAUCUUGAAGCACGUCGCUUACAUCAAGAACCUGGACACUAGGAAAGAUGAGCUGGAAUAUUGGCUUACCGAACACCUGCGACUGAAUGGAGUCUAUUGGGGUUUGACGGCCUUGCAUAUUCUUGGUCAUCCCGAGGCUUUGUCCCGAGAUGAAACCAUUGAAUUUGUGCUCUCGUGUCAAAAAGACAAUGGAGGAUUCGGUGCUGCCCCCGGCCACGACGCUCACAUGCUGUAUACUGUCUCCGCUGUCCAGAUCCUGGUUAUGAUUGAUGCAGUGGAUGAGCUGGAGAAAAGAGGCCGAGGGGGUAAGCAGAAAGUAGGCUCUUUCAUUGCGGGUCUGCAAAACCGUGAGGAUGGCUCCUUUAUGGGCGACCAAUGGGGAGAGACUGAUACUCGAUUCCUUUAUGGCGCUUUCAAUGCCCUGUCACUCCUGGGCCUCAUGGAACUAGUCGAUGCUGCCAAGGCGGUCGCUUAUGUUCAAAGCUGCGAGAACCUGGAUGGGGCCUAUGGCCUCUUUCCCGGGGCAGAGUCGCACUCCGGACAAGUGUUCACCUGCAUUGGUGCUCUCUCCAUUGCUGGGCGCUUGGAUUUGGUGAACAAGGACCGUCUGGGUGCAUGGCUUAGUGAACGCCAAAUCGACAAGGGUGGCUUCAAUGGGCGCCCCGAAAAACUGCCCGAUUCUUGCUAUACAUGGUGGGUUGGAUCAAGUCUAGCAAUGAUUGACAGGCUCCACUGGAUUGAUGGUAAGAAGCUUGCUGGAUUUGUCCUUCAAUGUCAGGAUUCCGAAGGAGGUGGGUUUGCCGACCGACCUGGAAACAUGGUUGAUGUCUACCAUACGCACUUUGGUCUGGCAGGCCUGAGUCUUCUUGGUGUUGAAGGCCUGCAGGAAAUCGACCCUGUUUAUUGUUUGCCUAAAUCAGUCGUUGCUCGAUGCUUUGCAGAAUGAACAAACAUAGUUCACAUGCACACCGUACAUUCAUUUAUCCCUCCUGCCAUCUAAUAACCCUGGAUUCCUUUUCACCAUGGAUCCUGGGAUACAAGGCAGGAGGAGAGCAACUGCCCACUUUGACUUAUUCCGCUUCAUAUCAUCCCACAAUGGCCUAAGGCUGUUAAGACAUCGUGGCUCAUUCCUGAGUACUUCAGGUCUAGAUAGCAUAGUUAAACGAGAUACGAAUCAAAUCCCAA